GCAUCGGCCACAUCUUCUGGACCAGUAGUUUGAGAAGCGAAGUUGUCCUUGAAGCGCAAGGCAAACAAUUUACACAUUUCUGGCAGGGAACAGGCACUGUCACCGUCAUAACGUAUAAUGCUUGGUAGCCCAGCAGAUUUUCGUUUUUUGUCCAUAUAACUCCAAAAGCGCCUAGGGUACUUGCAGGGGGAACGUGCAGUUUGUUUCAAAUAACUUCGGUGACAGGAUCUAUUAUAUCGGCGAUAGAGAGAAUGAACUCUGUUGUAAUAAAGACGUGACGUGCUGUUUUGUUCUGCUCGUUGAUCAGAAUAGGCUUUUCUUUUUUCUUUUUUUAAUGCAUUUAGUGUGCGAUCAGCCCAUGGUGGUCCACAACGAGGAAUUUUAACAGUAGUGCAUUCACAUAUAGCAGAUCUCAUUAACUCACAAAAAGCCUCUGUGGCAUCGUCAAUGGUUGAAUAGUCCGAACAGUUAAAAGAAUUGUCAAAAGAUAAAAUCAAUUGCUCCAAUUUUGGAAGGUCAACACGAGCAUAAUUCAGCCUUUUAUCAGCAUCAAUGGCUGUAGCGAUCGUAACUGGGGCUACGUUGUCCAAAUCAAAGUCAAGCGGAGGGUGGUGUUCGUCGAUAGUAGUAAGGGGAUAUUCACAGACACGUAUUGAAGAACAUGUAGAUGCAGCUGGCCAAUUUGUGUAAAUUAGGUCAAGUAUUCGCCCCGAUGAGUUAGUAUUGAAGUUAAGCUGGUAUAGUCCACUCUGAUGCAAACCAUCAACGACCUGGACACUGCGCGCGGAGCGUGCAUGAGGCUCAUAGAAAUCAAAAGCAGCUCCAUUUUCCUCUGACGCCGAUGUCCAGGAUAGCGUAGACUGGUUGAAAUCACCAAUAAGCAUGAACCUGUCUCUCGGACCAAGACUAGUGCAGAUAAGAGAGAGCAACGAAGUCGAUCAAUGCACUUAUUUUCUCCUCAUUCAUGCUAUGGUUAGGAGGCAGGUAGGCAGCGGCCAUAAACAAACGGUGGUCGCAUAACUGAAUACAUGCGCAAGUGAGUUCUAACAGUUGCGGCAACGUAGGAAGCACAUAAGAGAGAAGAGAAACGUUGCAUGCAAUUAAAACACCACCCCCACGAGAGUGAGAGCUGUUAGUGGCAUCCCGGUCGCAUCGGUAAACACGAUACUCAUCUCCUAGAAGGAGAGCGGUGGGAAUACAGGGAUCGAGCCAAGUUUCACGGCCAGAGCAUGGAUUACGUUCGACGAAAUCCGUUUCGGCGCUCAGUACAAAAUGAAUUAUGUUCAUUUAAACAUACAUUUAUACCCUCCAGAUUCAAGUGUUCACAUACAAAAUACAGCAUGUCUUUGCUUACCCAUAUGUGUCACUUCUUCGUUUAUAUACAGCACUUGAAAUCUGGCCGGAGCUUCUAUUAACCCUGUCACUGGCAACCAAAAAAACAUCAUAUUUCAGGCAACCGGGCUACCCGGGUAGUCAGCGACUAUGAAGGCUUAUCAUUUUUGAAUGCGUUAUGGAAUAUCGAUGCAAUAUUCUGAAGAUAAUUUAAAAGACUUAUACAGUUUCUAUAACUGUGUAUAGAUUGGUUCAACUCGCUAUCGUUUUUAAGUUAUAACUUUUCAAAGUUGACAGGAUUUUUUGGAGUAUGAUGUUAAUUUGGUUGCAAGUGGCAGGGUUAAUGUUACGCCAUUUUGACAGACUUUCGUUUAUUUUUACAACUUGUGGAACAGAAACACAAAGUAUAUUGUUUGUUUUAAAAUGUUGUUCUUUUAUAACAGUAUAAACGUAGAAGCUGAGGCAAAGCAGGAAUUGAAAAGACAUCGUAGGAAUCUUCGAUAUAAUACCGAUCCUCUUGCUUUAACGGAUACUGCGUACGUAAAUAAAUUGAUAACUGUUUUGCUAACGUUAUCAUCUGAUUGUCGUUAUCUUCGUUGGCAAUUACAUUACAGAUUUGUUAACAACUUUAGGAUAUCGAAAUCUAUUUUCAUGGAUUUGCUUGAUGGUAUUGAUUCUUCGGUAGACUCUCGCAGAGCGCAUGGAAUAUCAAAAAAAGAGAAGUUGACGGCAUGUAUAAUAUUCUUCGCAUCUGGGAGAUAUCAGCAUGGCGUAGGAAAAGAUUUCCAUGUCGCAAUGGCUCCGACAACUUUUAGUAAAGUUUUGAGAGGAACUUUACGACCACUCCACUCAUUAGUUGGGGAUUGGAUAAAUUUGCGAAUGACUCAAUCAGAGAGACAGGAAGCUAAAGAAUAUUUCUUCUUGAAAAGCGGUAUUGAGAACGUCGUGAUGUGCGUAGAUGGAACGCACGUUAAAAUUAAAAAACCGCAAGAACGUCCGCUUACUUUCCUGAAUAGGAAAUCAUUUUACAGCAUUAACACAUUGAUUGUGUGUGACCAUAAAACACGCAUACGAGCCGUUGAUGCACGAUUUGCUGGAUCACAUCACGAUGCGCAUAUAUGGCGAGUGAGCAUUGUGCGCAAAUAUUUCCAACGAUUGCACAGAAGCGGGCAAAGGGACAAGAUUUUGGGGGAUGCUGGGUAUCCAUCAGAACCGUGGCUAGUAAGACCGCACAGAGACCCAGACGAAGGAUCCGCCGAGGCAGAAUUUAACAAAAAACACUCUUCUGGUCGGAUGAUUGUAGAACAGACAAUAGGCGUUUGGAAAUCCCGGUUUCGAUGUCUCGCUGGGACAGACAGAUCACUAAACUACGAUCCUAAAACAAGUGGUCUAAUUAUUAACACAUGUUGUGCGUUGCAUAACAUCUGUAUUGAAAAUAAUAUAGAGUGGCAACAAAUUUUCACAGAUUUAUUAGAAGAUAUUUGACAUAAAUAAAUGCUAUUUUAUGUGCAAAAAAGUUAAAUUUGGUGAAAUUCAGUAUGGUUUGAAUAAAUUGAAACAUCAAAUGCGAUUCAUUUGUUUUGAGAAUUCUGAGCAUAUUUUUUAAUUCAUAAAAUCGGGUAAACAUGAAACUUUUAAGCAUUUUAGUAAUUAAUGCCUGGGCUGAUUUGCGUUACUAAUUUGCUCUAAUUUAGCAUAUUUUAACUCUAGCUCCUUUUCGGCAAUUUCCUUCCUCAGUUGAAAAUCCUGAAUUGCCAAUUCAUGUUGCAUUUCCAUUGCCUUUUGUUUUAGUUCAAAUUUCCUUUUAGCAUGUUCCUUUUCAGUUUCUAACCUAGCUUUGUUUGUUUCUUGUUUUUCGAUUUUAACGUUGAGUAUUUUUUGUUGAAUCACAUUGAAUUUACGCAACUCCAACAAGUUUUGCUCCGCCAAUGUGCGUCUCUUUCGCCUGCUGUUACGAGCUGGUUCUGUAGUAACAGGAACCUCUUCGAUUUCAACCUCUUGGUCAAUUAUUUGGGCAGAAGUUGGUUGAUGUCCGCUGUCCCGAUUACAUGCUCCGGAUGUAACGAGCUCUGUUACUUCUGGGCUGAUAUUCAAACAUUCAUUUUCGAUUGAAUCUUCACUUUCUGCUAGACCCAUUGGUGGAACGUCAGGUGUUCCGACCACUGAACGUUGCAUAUCGAGCACUUCAAUAACUUUCUGCUCCAGGGCAUUAAAAUUGCGCAAGGAGCACGGUCCCCCUCCGGUCGAUCUGUAUUCCGCAUUAUUAAAUGAAAGCUUCUUUUUUAAAGCAGAUUUAUAAUCCGCCCAAACCUAAAAUAGUAAAACACGUUUAUGUUAUGCAAUAUAAAAAGCACUUAUCAAAUAGUGGUAAUUUACUUUUUUCCAUCCCGAUAUAUCUUUGAUAGGGGGUCCCAAUUCGUUGAGUUUUACCGUCACUUCCUGCCAAAAUUUACAAGAUCCUUUGAUGCGAUCACCGGCUACACCUUCAUUACCUUCAAUCAUGGCAAUAAGUACCUCAAACUGUCGUUUGGUUGUAGUUUUGCGCUUGUCCUUAAAUCAGUGAAUAAUAAUAUAUUAACCCAUAUGUUGACCAUAUACAAUGACAUGUUUUAGAUUACUUACAGGCAUUUUUAUCAAUUUUUGCACGGUCUUUCGUUUUACUUCACACCAAACAAACAAAAAACGGGUGAUCGAAUGGUGUGGUUUUCAUUCUUUGGAAAUUUUGAUUACUAUUGUUUCAAGUUUUCGCGCGUGUGCGCGAACAGUGACACACAAAAACAACAAACCUGUUUUUUUCUGCAACUAAUUUGUUUCAUAUAGUGGAUAAUGUUAUGAAUGUAGAUGGAGAAAUAAGAGUUUUUUUUAUAGUAUAAAAAAUGAAGACUAGAAAAAUGCAGGAGUUAUACAAUUAAGUGGAUUAACAUUUAAAUUUUAAAUAAAAAGUAACAGUAAAAACAACGGUUAUGUUUUCUUGUACGGCACUGUAUGAGCAAGAAGGCACUAAAAAUUGACAGAUAACAUUCGUUUCCCCGUCGAUUCGUGAGGGAACGGUCAGAACCU
Molecule: messenger RNA, 4392 nt
Organism: Anopheles gambiae (African malaria mosquito)
Lineage: Eukaryota; Metazoa; Arthropoda; Insecta; Diptera; Culicidae
Product: putative nuclease HARBI1
Exons: 3
Coding region: 1756-2817 (353 amino acids)
Source: RefSeq, a predicted model, not a curated record